UUCUCUCCGGAAGAAAUAUCCAUCUGGCGUUGCACUCAAACGACAUAAUGGAUGAAGAACCAGAGAGAGCCAAGCGCUGGGAAGGGGGCUAUGAGAGGACAUGGGAGGUGCUGAAGGAGGAUGAAUCUGGCUCACUAAAAGCCACAGUAGAAGAGAUCCUGUUCCAGUCUAAACGGAAAAGGGUAAUCGAGAGCCAUGGACAAGUGAGGCUGGGAAUGGUGAGUGAGUUCUGCCUCCUUCCUACAGAACCUCGUGCUUCACUUAUCUGUGUUAUCUUAAACCCCAGGGCUGCUGAGAUCUCAUGUCAACAUGGGGGCAAAAUACUACACCGCAUUGUUUUUAUAUACAGUUGUGUGAAAAAGUGUUUGCCCCCUUCCUGA
Messenger RNA from Anarrhichthys ocellatus (wolf-eel), 380 nucleotides. RefSeq names its product general transcription factor IIH subunit 2-like. The coding region runs from base 48 to 380 and encodes 110 amino acids. The transcript has 4 exons. Lineage: Eukaryota; Metazoa; Chordata; Actinopteri; Perciformes; Anarhichadidae. The record is from RefSeq and is a predicted model, not a curated record.